AUGUUUACGAGUUUUUAUAUCACGGAUUCAAAUCGGAAUCUUAUUUUUGAGUACCUCACGAGUUCGUUUGCACCUACAUUCAAGCAGAUAAACCACAAGAUUGCGAAACAACAAGAGAAUAACGGUAAUAAUGCGAGCGUGGUUAGGGUUAGUAGAGAUGUUGCAUUGUACGGGCACUUUUCUUCGGUCAACAGGUUAUAUUAUUGGGCACUGUGUGAACAGUGUGACGAUCCGUUAAAGCCCUUGGUAUUUUUAUCGCGUUUUGAUGGACUGCUAAUGGAGUAUUUUGAUAGAGAUGUUCUUACGGCUACGAAGCUCAUGAAUAAUCAAGAUCGGUUGGCGCUCCUUUUAAAUUCCAUCAUAGAUGCAGGGGAAAUAGUCAUGUCAGAUACUAAUAAGUUAAGGUAUUUACUUCCGCUGCACACGGAUCUAUCGACGGUGUUUAGCUCUGCAACAAAGACGCUUACUAGGACUAUUAAAAAUAGGGAAUCGAGCAAUUUUCUUGGUUCCAGUAACUCCAGCAACAUUAACGGUGGUCCUACGAUUAAUAGAAGCAGCGACUCGCCACUCGAUGCUCAAGUUGUUCCUUGGAGAAUCCCCAAUUUGUCAAAUGUGAACAAUGAAAUCUAUGUGGAUAUGGUUGAGACUUUGACGCUCAAUCUGAAGCAAUCGCGUCCUAAUUCAUUCCAUGUAUUCCAUGGUGUCAUCAGUGGUAAAAUUGACCUCAAAUGCUACCUCCGCGGCAACCCAACCAUGCAAAUCAACCUCCACUCUGCAGGCCAUGCUUUCAAACCGUCAGCGUUGCAUCGUUGUCUGGACCCUUCUUCCUCUUCCUUUGACUCCUCCUCGCUGCGUUUCAUUCCGCCGGAUGGAAAGUUUACCCUUCUGGAAUAUACUAUUGAUCUCGAUGAAAUGCAUAAUAACAGUAAAAAACUUGCCAACAUCGGUUUGGUCACUCCCUCGUUGACCACCCAUCUCGGCCCCAAAAAGGAUGAAUUCGAAAUUAAAUGUUCCAUAGGAAACACCACGCAUACUGAAUCCAUCGAAGAUCUCCGAAUCGUUGCCUAUUUCCCUGAUCGCCGUAAUCACACUGACGAAGCCAAAAUAAAAAUCCUCAGAAAUACCCAUGGCGGAUGGCAAACAAACCUCACCAACACAACUGGAUCCUGGAUCCUGGACAAAAAUACCCCUGUCGGUUCCAUCCCUGUUCUCAGAGGUUGUGUUGAACAACCAGAGCCUUCCGUAUCUCUUGCCUCCUCCAACAGCUCCCUAGAUAGCAUAUUGGCAUCAACAACUGCCACCUCCGCGGCUGCUGCUGCGAAUACAAAGACGACCACCCAUUCAUCCUCCUCAUCCCCACCAACUAUUCCUCCAGCCCCCACUGCCGCCCCGAUAUUCCCAACCCACCUCUCCCUCUCCUACACCAACCACGGCCAGCUCCCAAGCGGCAUCAGAAUCCAGUCCGUUAACAUCCUUUCGGGCCUGCCAAAGGGCACUCCCUUCAAAGGCGUCAAAUACACCACCCGCGCAGAGAACGUCUUAGUAAGACCCUAG
Messenger RNA from Eremothecium cymbalariae DBVPG#7215, 1554 nucleotides. RefSeq names its product Apm3p (gene APM3). NCBI's taxonomy places the organism in Eukaryota, Fungi, Ascomycota, Saccharomycetes, Saccharomycetales, Saccharomycetaceae. Gene Ontology annotation, biological process: endocytosis; intracellular protein transport. The record is from RefSeq and is a predicted model, not a curated record. The transcript has 2 exons. Gene Ontology annotation, cellular component: clathrin adaptor complex; cytoplasmic vesicle. The coding region runs from base 1 to 1554 and encodes 517 amino acids.